AUGUUCAACAACAUCAACAUCCUUGCCCUCUCCCUCCUCUCCGCUACAGCCUUCGCAGCACCAACACCAGCUCCCCAAGUAGGAGACGGUGUCAACGACCCAAACUACAGCUGGUCCGUAACAGGAUGGAGUGCCGGCUGUGCCAGAUCAGGAUGUUUCUAUGACUUCAACAUCACCGCACCAGCAUACGACGACAUCCCCGCCUUCUCAGCUUACUGCUCCGGCGGACCCGAAGGUGCCGCCUUCAAGCCAUGCGACAUCUUCGAUGAUCUGCCUGGAAACCGUGGUGUUGCAGCACAUUUGCUGGAGGCUGAGACGGGGACUGGGGCGCAUAUUGAGGUCAGCUUGCAGUGGACGGAUUUGGAUCAGCCGAACUCUUACUACAAUUACACUGGUAAUGCGACCUCGAUUUACAACCAGUUCGUUGCACCACUUCAGGAGUUCACUAUUACCCCAUCAUUGGAUUUUGGUGUCGCAUCGGCUUCUGGUGUCGCGUAG
This is a messenger RNA of Cadophora gregata, 498 nucleotides long. RefSeq lists its product as uncharacterized. Bases 1 to 498 code for a protein of 165 amino acids. The transcript is spliced from 3 exons. NCBI's taxonomy places the organism in Eukaryota, Fungi, Ascomycota, Leotiomycetes, Helotiales, Ploettnerulaceae. The record is from RefSeq and is a predicted model, not a curated record.